Molecule: messenger RNA, 458 nt
Organism: Caenorhabditis elegans
Lineage: Eukaryota; Metazoa; Nematoda; Chromadorea; Rhabditida; Rhabditidae
Gene: mxl-1
Product: Max-like protein 1
Exons: 2
Coding region: 1-375 (124 amino acids)
Biological process (GO): regulation of DNA-templated transcription
Cellular component (GO): nucleus
Molecular function (GO): DNA-binding transcription factor activity; protein dimerization activity
Source: RefSeq, marked reviewed
AUGUCUGACAUGAGUGACCUCGAAGAUGACCAGACAGGUCACUGUGGUUCCGGAGAACACAGCGGGCCGUUUGAUCCGAAGCGGCAUGCUCGAGAACAGCACAACGCUCUUGAACGACGAAGACGUGAUAAUAUCAAGGAUAUGUACACAAGUCUGAGAGAAGUAGUCCCUGAUGCCAACGGGGAAAGGGUUCAAGCAUCGAGAGCUGUCAUUCUGAAAAAAGCAAUUGAGUCGAUCGAAAAAGGCCAAUCCGAUAGUGCAACGUUGUCAGUUGAUGUUGCCGAACAAGAAUCAAAAAAUGCAAAACUCAGAGAAGAGAUAGCUCGCCUGAAAGCCAAGAAAGAUCCGUCAUCGUCGCAGUCGAUAAUUCAAUAAUAACUACCGUGUAUGCAUGCUCAAUAAUGUAAUGUAGUACUAACCAUUCCAAAAUUGCCAUAGUACAAUAAAUGUUUGCAUUU